Messenger RNA from Vollenhovia emeryi, 1003 nucleotides. RefSeq lists its product as uncharacterized. The record is from RefSeq and is a predicted model, not a curated record. Lineage: Eukaryota; Metazoa; Arthropoda; Insecta; Hymenoptera; Formicidae. The transcript has 2 exons. Bases 580 to 891 code for a protein of 103 amino acids.
CCGCCAGUGGUGAUCUGGACAGUGUCUCUGUCGGCGACAGUUGGCGUUCUUUGUGUCGGACGAAGCGGGAGAAACUACAAGCGAAACUUUCCAGCGGUGGCGGUUUCGAGACCCGUUUCCAACUAGCCGGCGGACUUCUGGACGGCAAGUGGAGACCUGUAAGGGGACACCGAGCCAACGGGAUCGACAACAAACAGGAACUGCAAAGGGCGGUACAGUUAUCAGGUUACCAGCGCAGCUUAGCUUGAUAUAGCUGAUUUAUUGGCGGAAGUCGAUUAGGCUCAUACCGUAAUUACAAAAAUCACGGCGCACGCCGGCAGAUGCUCCGAUCUUUACACGUCGUCGAAUUCCUGAAUAUAUCGUCGCGGGCUUCGUAAGACUCUCAACGGAUGGAAUAAGGCGUCGCGUUCGAAGCGAUUCGACCAUCUCGCCCUCGUGCACAUUUUGCCAACGAUUUUCGUACAGCCUAUAAUUCCGUAUCGGGCAUGCCGCGGGGAUUUGCACGGGGAUUCCGGAAUUAUCCCGGUGGCUGAGCGGGAUGAUCCUAAGUAAACACGCGUGCGGCCACACGUCCCCACCAUGCCGCGACGCAGUUUCUCCGUGCCCGCACAAUUCGUCGGGAGCAACCCCCAAACGAAUGGGGAGGGAAGCGACAAUGAUGAUGGCGGUGUUGUGAAUACAAGGGCAGCAGAUCGGUCCUUCGAUUCGCAGGCAGGAGAAUGGGAAUUCGUGUGUAAGAGUGGAAAAGACUCACCGACAAGUCCGUGGACGACGAAAGCAGAGCAGCGACGGUUGCAGCUUGCCAUUGGAAAUGAUCGAUGGGAGACGAUCGAUCGCGACGGCCCAUCGCGCUCGAGAUUUGCAAAAUUAUUGCAUUUAAGUCUGAUGUAACACAUAUAAAACUGUACAAUUAUUCUCUUACUAUCAAUGUCAGUUGUACUAUAUUUUUUGUCCCUUCUACACGAUACGCAGUGUAUGUCCAUAUAAUUUAAGUAAAAUUGAC